This is a messenger RNA of Parnassius mnemosyne (clouded apollo), 2247 nucleotides long. Lineage: Eukaryota; Metazoa; Arthropoda; Insecta; Lepidoptera; Papilionidae. The record is from the annotation of a GenBank genome assembly.
AUGAUGCUAAAUAGAAAGCGAUUAAUUCUAUCAAAUAUAAAUUUAAGUGGGCGAUGCUACUGUAGAUUUUUCUCAUCACAAACAAAUGUCGGUGAAAUUGAGGUGCCCUUUUCUAACGGUACAAAGUUAAAGUUGUCAACUGGUCGCUAUGCAAGAUUUGCUGAUGGAGCUUGUGUUGCUACAUUGGGCAAUACCAGUGUGUUAUCUACUGUAGUCUCUAAAGCAAAGCAGAGUAAUAACUCCUUCUUACCCCUUGUUGUAGACUACAGACAGAAGGCAGCUGCUGCAGGUCGUAUACCAACUAACUUCUUGAGGAGAGAAUUGGGUCCAACAGAGCGUGAAAUUCUCACAUCUCGCCUUAUAGAUCGUUCCAUUCGACCGCUAUUCCCUCAUGAUUUUAGCUGUGAUACACAAGUAGCAUGCAAUACGCUCGCAGUAGAUGGAACUUACCCUCCAGAGACAGUUGCUAUCAAUGCUGCGAGUGCAGCACUUGCUUUGUCUGACGUACCUUGGAAUGGACCAAUUGGUGCCGUGAGGUUAGGUCAAAUUGACGACGAAAUAAUAGUGAACCCAACACGUCGUGACCUUGAAAAAUCCUGCCUGAAUUUAGUAGUUGCCGCCACUAAAAUUAACUUAGUUGUCAUGUUGGAAGGUUUCGCUAAUGACAUUUUGCAGCAAGACCUACUCAAAGCCAUCAAAUUAGGUACUAAGGAAGCACAACACAUAGUGAAAGCUAUAGAGAAACUUCAGAAGGAUCAUGGGAAGAGAAAACGUGAAUAUGAGAGGCCACUGGUACUUGACCAGAGCAUUGUUGACUCUAUCAAAUCACUUUCAACAAUGAAAAUAAGGGAGAUAUUAAGUGACUUUAGCCACGACAAAACAUCAAGGGACAAUGCAAUAUCAGAGCUGAGACAAACAGUUCUGAACCAAUUGCGGGACACCGAGGCCGACGUGAGCUUGUUGCAGGACUGCUUCAACUCGCAUCUGAGACAAAUAUUCCGAGACAUGAUCUUCGAAACUGAGACGAGGUGUGACGGACGUGGCCUUGAUGAUCUUAGGAAAAUUAAUUGUGAGGUGUCGCUGUAUGAGCCUCUACACGGUAGUGCAGUGUUUCAGCGUGGGCAAACACAGGUGCUGUGCACCGUCGCCUUCGACUCGCCCGACAGUGCACUCAAGCUGGACACGCUCACUGCCAUCACCAGCGGCAUUAAAGAAAAAAGCUUCUUCCUACAUUACGAGUUCCCGUCAUACGCGACGGGAGAAGUCGGCAGAAGCAGCGGUCCGGCCAGACGGGAAGCUGGUCAUGGAGCCCUGGCAGAAAGAGGUCUAAUGCCAGUUGUACCUCAGCAACCUUAUACGGUUCGUCUUACUGCAGAGGUUCUUGAGUCUAAUGGGUCGAGCUCGAUGGCGGCGGUGUGCGGCGGCUCGCUGGCGCUGCUGGACGCGGGCGUGGCGCUGACGGCGCCGGCCGCCGGUGUGGCCGUGGGCCUGGUGUCCAGGCACGAAGACGCCAGCCUCGUGGACUACCGCAUCCUCACCGACCUGCUCGGUAUCGAAGAUUACAUGGGCGACAUGGACUUCAAGGUGGCUGGUACAAAGAAAGGUAUCAAUGCGCUGCAAGCCGACGUGAAAAUCCCUGGACUCCCACUCAAAGUAGUAAUGGAGUCGGUGCAGAAAGCUUGUGAUGCUAAAAGCCGUAUCAUUGACAUCAUGAACCAGUGCAUUGAUAAACCAAGACAAGACAAGAAAGAGAACAUGCCGGUGACGGAAGAGUUGCAGGUGGAAGUUCACAAUCGCUCCAAGCUUCUUGGCGUGGCCGGGAUCAAUCUCAAGAGGCUGUACGUUGAGACGGGUGUACAGGUGAGCCCUAUAGACGAGACGAAGUACAGCGUGUUCGCGCCAUCCAGCGCCGCCAUGGAGGAGGCCCGGGCGCGCAUCGCGGGCUGGCUGCAGAGCGAGCGCGCGCCCGAGCUGGAGUUCGGCGCCGUGUACCGCGCGCGCGUGCUCGAGCUGCGCGACGCCGGCGCGCUCGUCGCCAUACACCCCGCGCUCGCGCCCGCGCUCGUGCACAACUCGCAGCUAGACCACCGCAAGAUCCAGCAUCCGUCAGUGCUAGGCCUGGAGGUGGGCUCUGAGAUCAACGUGAAGUACUUCGGUCGCGACCCGGUGUCGGGACAGAUGCGUCUCUCGCGUAAAGUGCUCACCUCUCCUCCGCCAGGAAUCGUGCGCAAACUUGACAAGACAUAA